Messenger RNA from Penicillium maclennaniae, 330 nucleotides. RefSeq lists its product as uncharacterized. The record is from RefSeq and is a predicted model, not a curated record. Lineage: Eukaryota; Fungi; Ascomycota; Eurotiomycetes; Eurotiales; Aspergillaceae. The transcript is spliced from 2 exons. The coding region runs from base 1 to 330 and encodes 109 amino acids.
AUGAGCAAAUCCAAUGCCGACAGCAGCACCAGACAAAGCCGGUCACCGCCAAGCUCGUUGACUGUUGCUUCCACCGCAGACUAUUCUAACCCGGUUGAUGGGAUGGGGUGCAUGAUGUUCUCGGCUGAAGAGGACGUAGGAUACUUUGGCCCAACCUCGACCGCUGCUUUCUUAGACCGCAUUGUCAAAGCUUAUAAACAUCUCCAACAAGAGCGCGUGCCCGGAGGGGCCUCAGAGGAUGUGAAGGUAAAAUCUCGAGCAGAGUCACCGCCUCCUGUCACCCAACCGGCUCUUCCUAUCGACUGUCCUCUUCCCCAAUCUAAGGAAUAA